AUGCCAAGCGGUUCAGUCUUGAACAGCGAGCCAUCUUCAGCCAGUCACCGCACUCGGUUCUCCAAGCCUGGCGAUUAUAUCGCAUUUGAAAUUGCUGGCUUUAGACUCCUCCUUAUGCUAGGCAAGGAUGAUGUGGUGCGAGCAUUUCAUAACGUCUGUCGGCACCGCGCAUUUCCGGUGACUAAAAAAGCUUCUGGCUCAGCAUCUAUACUUGGCUGCAAGUAUCACGGGUGGAGUUAUAAUAACAAAGGGCAACUUACGAAGGCGCCCCAAUUUGAAGAUGUGAUUGGUUUUGAUAAGAGCCAGAAUGGUCUUUUUCCUGUUCACACCAAGAUGGAUGACGAUGGAUUUCUACACAUCAAUUUGAACAGUAGCGCAGAAGCGGGAAACACCGAGCUUGAGAGGGCGAAGGUAAUUGGAAGGCCAGUAGCCACUGACCAGACCCAACAAUAUCUUGGAUCUUGGGAAGUGAAAGGGAAGUUCAACUGGAAGGUUCCUGGUCAGUGUCUGGAUUUGCUAGCACCAAAUACAACGCAUGCUCACAGAGGUCUAGGGAAUGCCUUUCAUCGAGAAAUAGCGUCUGUCCAUUUUAAAAGUUCUUUGUCGAGAUUGCUUGGCACUUCUGCGGCAGGACAACUGCGGUUCAGCCCUCUGACCACCAUUUAUUCACAGGAGGGAAGUCCCGUCUGGUACCAGCUCACAUAUUCUCCGGAAUCUGUUAGACAAACCACCGUACGAUGCGACGUGUACUCAAAGUCGAAGCAAGAUAUUUCCGACUUUGAGAAACGUUUGAAGCCCAAACUGGAGCUUGAGAUCAAUUCAAUCGUUCGGGGACAUGAAGAGCUGUAUGAGAAACUCACAAGCUCUGUCCAUUCAUUAUAUCAUGGCGGAGAUGAGCAUGCGACGUUGGCUGAUAUGGUGGAUAAGCACGCCGAAAGAGAAAAGAGCGAAGGAGCAGAGAUCAAGCCAGCUACAGUCAACCAGUGUCGAAGUAAUGGCUAUGCAAAAGCUGAAGGGAUAUGUAUGGCUUUGGAAGGGCUUGAUAACUCUGGGGAUCUGGCAUGGUAG
This is a messenger RNA of Fusarium subglutinans, 1068 nucleotides long. Its product is annotated as choline monooxygenase. NCBI's taxonomy places the organism in Eukaryota, Fungi, Ascomycota, Sordariomycetes, Hypocreales, Nectriaceae. Gene Ontology annotation, molecular function: 2 iron, 2 sulfur cluster binding. The coding region runs from base 1 to 1068 and encodes 355 amino acids. The record is from RefSeq and is a predicted model, not a curated record. The transcript has 4 exons.